This is a messenger RNA of Colletotrichum orchidophilum, 1056 nucleotides long. RefSeq lists its product as uncharacterized. The record is from RefSeq and is a predicted model, not a curated record. Bases 1 to 1056 code for a protein of 351 amino acids. The transcript has 2 exons. Lineage: Eukaryota; Fungi; Ascomycota; Sordariomycetes; Glomerellales; Glomerellaceae.
AUGGCAUUUGGCUGGUCAGAAGCUCGCUCUCUCCUCCUCGUCUUUGGUCCCAUCCUCCUCCCCAAGGCCAUCGCAGCCUACAAAUCAAUCCGCAAUGCCUCCCAACACAGCGGCGAACCGAUCCCCCCUCCGCCCCGCAUAACCCGCGCCCUCGCCAUCCUGACGGCCAUCGUCCUCGUCUACCUCGUCAAGACCCUCCCGCUCUUUGCACCCGAAAACCUCUUCACACUCACUCAGUCACGCCUCCAGAUCCCCGUCGACGUCCUCUUCAACCGCCUCUCCUCCCUACGUUCGGAAUCCGCCCUUACGGCCGCCGACGAGCGCCUCCGCGCCCGCUUCGUCAACCUCGAGUCCCGCCUCCUAUACCUCCAGCUCGGCCCCGCCGCCCUCGCAGACUGCCCCUUUUGCAAAUCCGAGGACCCCAAAUCCUACUUUUACUACGCGCUCCCCGCCAUCGUCCUCCCGCACCUUGUCAACCUCAUCGCCCUCGCCGCCGUCACAUCUUCCACCUUCACCGGCCGCGACGGUGCCCGCUGGCGCUCCCACGCCACCAUGGCCGCCGCCGCCCUCGCCGCAGCAGACGCUGUCCUCGUGGGGCAGUACGAUUACUCCGCCAACGCCGCCGCCCUCCGCCUUCAGGACAUGGACUUCUUCUACUGGAAGGCCCGCGCGCUACGGUACGUCGCCCUGGCCCUCCUCGACGUCGGAGUCGGCACCCUCCUCUUCCUCUCCGGCACCCGGCGGGCUUUUGUCCUCCCGCCCUCGGAGGCCGAGCGCAUCGAGGCGAGCAACCGCGCCCUGACAACGGUCAAGAGCAAGCUGAGUGCGCUGGGGAUUGUCAAGAACACGACCUUACGCGACGAGGAACUGCGCGCGCGGAGUCAGGCGUACUGGCUGCGCGAGGGCCAGAUGGUGCGCGAGGCUAUGGAGGAGAGGGAGGUUGUCGAAAGCGUCAACGACGCGCUGGAGAACAGGAUCAACAUACAGCAGGUCACGAGCGACGCCGAGACGUACACCGAGGGCGUGUUUAGACAACCGGAAGGACCAGCGCAAUGA